Molecule: messenger RNA, 764 nt
Organism: Helianthus annuus (common sunflower)
Lineage: Eukaryota; Viridiplantae; Streptophyta; Magnoliopsida; Asterales; Asteraceae
Product: glutamate dehydrogenase A
Exons: 5
Coding region: 90-500 (136 amino acids)
Biological process (GO): L-glutamate catabolic process
Cellular component (GO): mitochondrion
Molecular function (GO): L-glutamate dehydrogenase (NAD+) activity
Source: RefSeq, a predicted model, not a curated record
AGGCUGAGCAGGGAGCAUUAUUUGAACACCGACGAGUUCAUUGACGUUGUUGCUGAUGAGCUCAAAGCAAGACUCCCCAACAAAUAAUCAUGGGGUUUGGCAAUGUGGGAUCUUGGGUAGCUAGGCUGAUUCAUGAAAGGGGUGGUAAGAUAGUUGCAGUGAGUGAAGUUACGGGAGCUGUAAAGAACCCGAAUGGUAUUGAUAUACCUGCAUUGCUUGGGCAUAAAGAGAAAACUGGGAGCUUAAGUAGUUUUGAUGGUGGAGAUAUAAUGGAUGCAGAUGAAUUGCUUGUUCAUGAAUGUGAUGUACUUAUACCAUGUGCCUUGGGUGGUGUUCUUAACAGAGAAAAUGCAGGAGAUGUUAAAGCCAAGUUCAUCAUAGAAGUAGCAAAUCACCCUACUGAUCCUGAAGCAGACGAGAUUCUGUCAAAGAAAGGAGUUAUAAUUCUUCCUGAUAUAUAUGCCAAUGCUGGAGGAGUGACGGUUAGCUACUUUGAGUAGGUGCAGAACAUGCAAGCGUUUAUGUGGAACGAGGAGAAGGUGAACGAAGAGUUGAAGAAAUACAUGACAAAAGCUUUUCAUAGCAUAAAGAACAUGUGCCGAACCCAUGAGUCCAACCUUCGGAUGGGCUCCUUCACAUUGGGAGUCAGUCGAGUUGCGCACUCUACCGUCUUAAGAGGAUGGGAGGCUUGAACGAACUUGCUUCGCUCAUAACUGUAUACAAACUAUACUGAAGAAGAUGUGUGUUAGAUCACAAAGAAUAAG